This is a messenger RNA of Megalobrama amblycephala (Wuchang bream), 5208 nucleotides long. RefSeq lists its product as uncharacterized. The record is from RefSeq and is a predicted model, not a curated record. The transcript is spliced from 13 exons. Lineage: Eukaryota; Metazoa; Chordata; Actinopteri; Cypriniformes; Xenocyprididae. The coding region runs from base 134 to 3745 and encodes 1203 amino acids.
UAACGAAUUACACUAAAGAUUAAAGAUUUGGGAAGAACCACUGAAGCAAAUCAAAUUCUUUCUAGAUUUCUUCCAUAAAGCGUCUCAGUGCAGUUGCUCCUUUUUUGAUCUGAGAGCCAGAAACAACUCAGAAAUGUGUGAUUUCCUGCUGGAUCUUUACUCACAUGUGAAGAACAAUGAGACUCAAACAGGCAGGAGUUUCCUUCCAUCAUUACAGUCAGUUUUCCAGUCACCUGAUGUCUGGAUCAUAGAUCUCUCACAGAGAAAGACCUCCAUCCUCCUGGAAGUGCUGAAACUCCAAACAGAGAAGAAACCAGUAUAUCUGAGAGGAUGUUCAGAGGAAGAGAGUGAAAUGAAGAGUUUCCUUCAGUGUCUGCCCUACAUCUCAGAGCUGAGAUUCUCUUAUCUGAGUGAAAGUGUUAAAUACAGAUUUCUUCUGAGACUCUUCAUUAAAGCAGCAGAGACUGAGACACAGACAGGAGAGCAGAUGAUGAAACUGUUAACAUCAGUCUGUGCCUACAGAUCUUUUCCUUAUGAAUGGAGUGACAAAGAUGCUCACAGGGAUUUCCUGCUGGAUCUUUACUCACAGAUGAAGAACUAUGAGACUCAAACAGGCAGGAGUUUCCUUCCAGCAUUACAGUCAGUUUUCCAGUCACCUGAUGUCUGGAUCAUAGAUCUCUCACAGAGAAAGACCUCCGUCCUCCUGGAAGUGCUGAAACUCCAAACAGAGAAGAAACCAGUAGAGCUGAGAGGAUGUUCAGAGGAAGAGAGUGAAAUGAAGUGUUUCCUUCAGUGUCUGCCCUACAUCUCACAGCUGAGGUUUUGGUACAGUGAUGAUGAAGAAAUGAAGAUUGCAGUAAAAUUCCUGCUGAAUCUCAGUGUUGCUGCAGUUGAAAAUGACACAGUUACAGGAACAAGAUUCACUACUCUGCUGUCAUCUGUGUGCAGUUACAAAACCUUCCCUUUAGAUCAAGAGCAUUAUGAUGAUGUUUAUCAGAGUGAUUUCCUGCUGGAUCUUUGCUCACAUGUGAAGUACUAUGAGACUCAAACAGGCAGGAGUUUCCUUCCAGCAUUACAGUCAGUUUUCCAGUCACCUGAUGUCUGGAUCAUAGAUCUCUCUCAGAGAAAGACCUCCAUCCUCCUGGAAGUGCUGAAACUCCAAACAGAGAAGAAACCAGUAGAGCUGAGAGGAUGUUCAGAGGAAGAGAGUGAAAUUAAGUGUUUCCUUCAGUGUCUGCCCUACAUCUCACAGCUGAGGUUUCUGUUCAGUGAUGAUGAAGAAAUGAGAAUUUCAGUAAAACUCCUGCUGAAUCUCAGUGUUGCUGCAGUUGAAAAUGACACAGUUACAGGAACAAGAUUCACUACUCUGCUGUCAUCUGUGUGCAGUUACAAAACCUUCCCUUUUGAUCAAGAGCAUUAUUAUGAUUAUCAUCAGAGUGAUUUCCUGCUGGAUCUUUACUCACAUGUGAAGAACUAUGAGACUCAAACAGGCAGGAGUUUCCUUCCAGCAUUACAGUCAGUUUUCCAGUCACCUGAUGUCUGGAUCAUAGAUCUCUCUCAGAGAAAGACCUCCAUCCUCCUGGAAGUGCUGAAACUCCAAACAGAGAAGAAACCAGUUGAGCUGAGUGGAUGUUCAGAGGAAGAGAGUGAAAUGAAGAGUUUCCUUCAGUGUCUGCCCUACAUCUCACAGCUGAGGAUUGACUAUUGGAAUAGAGGUCAAGCAGUGCAGUUUUUUCUGAGACUCUUCAUUAAAGCAGCAGAGACUGAGACACAGACAGGAGAGCAGAUGCUGAAACUGUUAACAUCAGUCUGUGCCUACAGAUCUUUUCCUUAUGAAGAGACUGACAGAAUUAAACAGAGUGAUUUCCUGCUGGAUCUUUACUCACAUGUGAAGUACUAUGAGACUCAAACAGGCAGGAGUUUCCUUCCAGCAUUACAGUCAGUUUUCCAGUCACCUGAUGUCUGGAUCAUAGAUCUCUCACAGAGAAAGACCUCCGUCCUCCUGGAAGUGCUGAAACUCCAAACAGAGAAGAAACAAGUAGAGCUGAGAGGAUGUUCAGAGGAAGAGAGUGAAAUGAAGAGUUUCCUUCAGUGUCUGCCCUACAUCUCACAGCUGAGGAUUGACUAUUGGAAUAGAGGUCAAGCAGUGCAGUUUCUUCUGAGACUCUUCAUUAAAGCAGCAGAGACUGAGACACAGACAGGAGAGCAGAUGCUGAAACUGUUAACAUCAGUCUGUGCCUACAGAUCUUUUCCUUAUGAAGAGACUGACAGAAUUAAACAGAGUGAUUUCCUGCUGGAUCUUUACUCACAUGUGAAGAACAAUGAGACUCAAACAGGCUGGAGUUUCCUUCCAGCAUUACAGUCAGUUUUCCAGUCACCUGAUGAUUGGAUCAUAGAUCUCUCUCAGAGAAAGACCUCCAUCCUCCUGGAAGUGCUGAAACUCCAAACAGAGAAGAAACCAGUAGAUCUGAGAGGAUGUUCAGAGGAAGAGAGUGAAAUGAAGAGUUUCCUUCAGUGUCUGCCCUACAUCUCACAGCUGAGACCAUCUAAAGAGAGUCUCCAGAAGCUGGUUGAAUGUGUCUAUGAACCUCAGGAAGAGGAACUGACUCAGUACUUCCUGCAGAAAGUGGGCGGAGAUCUGACUUCCUGUUCCUUGAGCUGGGAAGAGCUUCACUAUUUCCUGCAGCACAGAAUUCAACAAAUCACUGUGGACUUCAGAAAGAGCAACAUUCAAUGCAAAAUCAGAGAAAUUCUGCCUUUUCUGAACAGGAUUCAGUUUAAACGGAUGAGCUCCAGCUUCAUGCUGUCUGUCAUCAGAGAGAUCUAUGAGAGCGGCUCUGGUGGAUUUGUGUCCAGUCUGUUGAGUUCAGUGAAGAAAUACAUCAACCUGCAGAGCAGAGAGCUGGACUCUGUCCACUGCGCUGCCCUGCGCUUCACACUGCAGCACUGCACUGCAGUUUCACUCAACCUGCUGUGGACCUCCAUACCAGAGGAAGAGCUGGAGAGCAUUGUGCCUCUCUUCAGACAUGUCUCCAGCCUCAGUGUUGACAGGCGGCUGUUACUGAAGAUGCUUCACUGCUGCAGUGUCUCUGAUGUCCAGCAGGAGGCAGCAGCAGUUCUGCUCUCCGUCCUGCAGCACAAGCUGGACUUCUGCUGCCAUUCUGCUCUGGAUCUGACAACAAACACAGACUCUGAGACUCUACAUCUGACCACUGAGGACUGCCGUGUGAUGAGCACAGUCAUUCAGAGAGCUCACACACACACACAGCUGAUUCUACAGGACUGUGAGAUCAACACAGCUGGAAUGGACCAGCUGUUCCCAGUGUUACAUUCUGUCAAACUCUGCUGUGAUAAAUCUCUGCUGCUUCAGUUUCUGGCUCAUGUGAGGCCUGAGGAAGCUGCGUCUCUUUCUCGAGCUCUGGGUGACGAGGUCGACCUCAGUCAGACUCAUCUGGAGCCGCAGGUCUGUAGAGGUCUGGUGCUGAUUCUGGAAUAUUCUGAAGGACUGACUGAACUGGAUCUGAGUCAGUGUCGUCUCACUGAUCACAGCCUGGAUCUGCUGCUCCCAAACCUCCACAAAGCACAAAACAUUGAUUUUAGUGGCAAUAGCAUCACUGACAUUGGGGCUCAGAGAAUCUACAGUAUCGUCUCUGACAACAGUAACAUAAAGACAGUAAGGCUCUUCAACAACAGAAUUGAAUUCAGACAGCUCUUCCUCACAGACCCACGAUUUGAGAUCUGGUGAAGCCAAUAAACUCUCUCUGGAUCAACAAGACGGUGAAACAACCAGUGCAGAUCUAGAGAGAUGUUGAGGUAACAGGUGUGAACACUUUUGAAGAAUCCGCCCAUCAGAGUCCCAGAGAUGAAUCUGUCCAGCAGAUUGUGAACCACAUUCAUGUUUUAUCAUCACCUUCAGUCAUAAUCAAGACUGGGUUUCUGUUGCAUUAACUGUGUUUUGUAAAAUGACAAAAUCUAUCUCCUUUGUAAACUCUUUCCUUUUCUCCAUCCCUUAUUAUUAUACGUGUCAUGCAAGGUUAUUCGUUUUGAAUUUAGUUUUUAUUUCUAUUUUAUUUUCCAUUAUUCUAGUUAGUUCAGAUUCCAUUAAUAUUCACUACAAUUAUUGGUUUUAGUUCAGUUUAUUUUAUUUAUUUUUAGAGUGACAUUUUAAUGAGUUUUUAUUUUAUUUUAGUCAGUUUUGGAGAUGUAUGUUAGAUUAUGAGUCUUUUCAUUAUGUUUGGAUGAUUUUUGUGUUCUUUCGUUGUUGUUUUUUGGUGUCUUCUGGGUGUUCAGCUGCUGGUUCUUUUAAACGCCUCUUCCUCUUAACAGAGACGAGCUGAUCCAGACUUCCUGUCAGCCGCCAGACCAACAUGUUUCUUUCAAAGUGUUUCUUUCAAUUUACUGAUGUCAUUCAAUCCAUUUAGACUGUAGCAGAAAUGAAGGAGAAACCGCUCUUUUGUUUGAAACUCUUUUCUCUCUUCUGUGUUUUUGGUAAGAGUAGACGAAUCAUACCACUUAUUGAUACUUUCUUUUGUUUGGGUCGUGGGUCUCUAACAUAUUACAUUACUUUAUUGCUACUUCUUUUUGGUAUUUUCAGUACAUUUAUACUCUAAUUUACUGUGUUUUUUGUUUUGUUUUUUUUGGUCUUUUUGGUCUGACGACUUAAUGGAAGCCUUUAGCUAUUUUCUUUUAUUUGUUACAUCUUAAUGUUUGCAGACAUGUUUUUUUUAGUUUCAGUUUUGUUAAUCUUUAUCAUUAACUAAAAGAAAAAUAAUGUUUUCUUUUAGUUUUCUUGAACAGUAAUAAGAACAUACAGUAAUGUAUUCACACCAUUGAUCACCUGAACCGUUUCUCUGCCUGAACUCAGUGUUACUGCAGACACAAUACAAGAGAGACAUUAUACUCAGGAAAUCACACUUACCUCAUUCCUCUGACUGAAAUGAUUGGUUAGUUAGAAGGUCAAACCUGCUUUUGUUUUUAUAUCUUUUCGCUCUGUCUGAAUGUUAUGGUACUGAGACAGUUAUGAUAUAAUGUAUUACAAAUGUUUACAGGAUGUUUGCUCCUCCUCAUACUGUUACUUGACCGGUUUUCAGAUGUCUGUUUAACUUUUUUGUACAAUGUUGUAGCCAUGGGUUAUCUUUAUUACCUCUAUUAUUUCUGUGGAUAUGGUUAUAAACUGUUACUGAAUGAAAUAAAAUAUGCUCUUUUUUA